GAAGACCCGCCCUCCCAGGUUCCCCUUGAGCCUGUAGGGAUCAGAUCUGUUUUUUGUUGUUGUUGUUUUUUACAGAAAAGUUGUUUUGAUUUAGUUUAGUUCAUUUAUUGUGUUGUAGUUUUUGUAUUUCGUUACAUUUUUGGGGAAUCCUGUUUCAAUCCCGCACAGUAGGUGGCAGAAUGCACAUUCAAUUGUGCGAUUGCCAAUCUUCCAUAAAAGAAGAAGAAUCCUACCCUGAUACCCAAGAAGAAGCUGCUGAUUUUAGUGUUACGUCAGAGGGUUUGUUUUGAUCUGUGGCGCUGGCAAAGUGAAGAGGGUGAUGACAUCUUCGUGCUCUAAAUUAAAUAACUGUUGAAGUGAGAAUUGAAAUGCAUCAAAAGAGCUCAACUUGGCGAACCAGGUCUGAUUGGGACGUGAAUGAAUGAAUGAAACUAGCACGAUUGAAGAUAGCUAGCUAAUGUAAUGAUUAACUAAACUAGCCCGAGAGGACGCUAGCUAGCUGGAGAGCUACCGUUCACGUUAGUUAGCUGACAGCACUUGAUGUCGUAGCUAGAUCAUCAGCGAACAUCGGAAUUGAAAAUGCUUGACAGAUAUUGACAUGAUCAAUAUAAUGGACUACACUCCAUCUUGUAAUCCAAGGAUGUGACUGGGGAUGGGAGAAAUAACCAUGGAAACGCCUGAGUUACCUCUUGAGAUCGUCACCUACAUCCUAAGUUUCCUCAAAGCAUCAGACAGGAAGGAAGCCUCUCUGGUGUGCUGGAGCUGGUAUGAUGCAAGCCAAGACCUCCAAUUUCAGAGGAAUGACACCUUCAAGUUCCCAGCCUCUAUCUCCUCCCUGGAUCUGAUCCGGGGCCUGAGUAGGCGUUCCCGCUGCAGCCUGGUCAUAAGCCAUCUGGAUGGGUCCAGUAUGUCCCGGGCUGUGCUUCAGGAGAUAGGGCUCCAUCUAGGCCCUCGGCUGGAGAGCCUGGCCCUGCCAGGAAGCAGUGUGACCGAGUCUUCCCUCCUGGCCCUGCUGCCCCACCUGACCGCCCUGCGCAGGCUUGACCUCCGUGGCCUGGACAGCCUCUUCAUGUCUGGAGCCUUCCUGUCCAAAGAAGAGCACCGCCAGCAGGUGGGGGUAGCUUUAGCAGGUCUUGAGGAGCUGGAUCUCUCUGACCUGCGCUAUCUAUCAGAUCUCACCUUCAACCGACUCACAGGCUGCACUCUCAGACUUCGCCGUCUCUCCCUGGCCGGCUGCCACAUCGCCUUUGAGUUUGACCCGUACCGUGGCUGCCCCGUGGGGCCUGACUCCUCUGCCCUGCUCUCCCUACGUAACCUCCGCAGGCUGCUGCAGGAGCAGGCCUCCACUGUGCGGGGGCUGGACCUGAGCAGAACUAGCAUCACCCCAGAGUCGCUGCGCUCCGUGGCCCAGGUAGGGGGCCUGUCUCUAGAGGAGCUGCGUCUGCGGGGCUGCAAGGAGCUGACAGACUACUCCGUGGAGGUGCUCUGCAAGCACCAGCCUGGCCUCCGGAUCCUGGACCUCAGCGCCUGUACAGAGCUCACCAGCCGGGCUGUACUGGCUGUGGCCCUGAGCCUGAAGGGCCUCCGGUUCCUCUCUCUGUCCCGGGACUGGAGGAUGACGGAUAAAGGGCUGGCCGACCUGAUGAUGCUGCCGGAGCUAAGGAACCUGGAUCUGUCUGAGUGCCUGCAUGUCAGUGGGGCUGAGAUAGUGAAAGGGCUCUCUGCCCUGGAGCCCAGGGCACGGUUGGAGACACUCAGCUUCAAGAGCUGCACCUAUAUCAGGGAUCUGGCUGUGUUCUCUCUGGCUCGGCUGCUGGGCUCCAGUUUGCGGGAGCUGGACCUCACCUCCUGCGUCUACCUCACAGACCUGAGCGUGCGUGCUAUCGCCACCUACCUGCCCGGGCUGGUGGUGCUGCGACUGGGCUGGUGCAAGGAGAUCACAGACUGGGGGCUGCUGGGCAUGGUGGAGCUCACCAAGGAGUGUGAUCCCAGCAAGGAAAUGGAGGACAAGGGGCCCAGCUUCACCCGUACUUUUGGAAAUAUGGGUUUCUUCCGGCCUCCCAGCAUGCCCUUCCAGGAGAAGCCCCGGCUGGUGACGGACGAGGACCUGGGGGUGUUCAAGGAACAGGACGGGUCCUCACUGCUGGCCCUCAGGAGCCUCCAGGAGCUUGACCUGUCUGCCUGCUCCAAACUCACUGACAGCAGCAUCACACAGGUGCUGCGUUAUCCAGACCUCCAGCGCCUCUCUCUCUCCAUGCUGCCUGAGAUCAGUGAUGACAGCCUGGCGUCGGUGGCCUACCACUGCCGCAGCCUCACCAGCCUGGCACUCAGCCACUGCCCCCAGAUCAGUGACCAGGGUAUCGCCCGCGCCGCCCCCUACCUCGCCAGGCUGCAGCACCUCUAUCUGUCCUGCUGCGACGCAGUCACAGAUAGGUCUCUCUCCAUGCUCGUCCAACACUGUAAGAGAUUGCGGACGCUGGACAUCUCCAUGUGUAAAGACAUCUCCAUAACAACAGUGGACCUCCUCCAAUCCCAGCUGCCCUUCCUAGAGAAUGUCCACUGCCGCUUUGUGGGCGGAGCUGACCUGACCCUCACACUCUGAUAGGGUUCUGACUAGGUAGAAUACAACUACGACUAGAAGGUACUUUUUCGUACCAGGUUAGGAGAAUGAUGUUAAGGUUAGCUAAAAUGUUCUCCUAACCUGCUACGAAAAGUAACUUCUGGUCGGAGCUGUACUCAAUUUAGUCACAACCGUCUGAUGGGUUGAAUGUCCCCAACAACAAAAAAUGAUCCAGAAACGUUCUGCUUGAAUCGCAAUUCAGUACCUGCUCUUAUUAUCCAGAGUUUAUUUGUAUUAGAUUCAGUAAUUCUCUUAGUUUUAACCCCUGUAAACCCUAAUAUGGGGUGUAUGUAUAAGGACCCAUAUGGCCAGUGUCUUAGACUCAAAUUAGGUAUUUUUAAUUAAUUAAAAAUCAUUCUCAUUGGAGAAUCUGCAUCUGCAAAUUUCCAUCCUGUGUGGACUAAAAGUCAGUCUAGUCUAGGACCAUUAUUAAUCGGAGUCUGAGAAACCGGCCCUUAAAGUCCUCCUUCGGUGUAUGCCAGGGGUGGGCAACUUUCGGCAUGCAGGCCCACCAAAAAAAUAAGAACUGUCAGGUGUACUGUUGAACACAGGAGGUUGGUUAGUGGUACCUUAAUUGGGGAGGACGGGCUCGUGCUAAUGGAAUGGUAUCAAACACAUGGUUUCCAGGCGUUUGAUGCCAUUCCAUUUGCACCGUUCCAGCCAUUAUUAUGAGCCGUUCUCACCUCGGCAGCAUCCACUGCUGUUGAGAGUUAGAAUAAUAGAAUACACAAGGUGCAAUUUCAAAAUGUGGUUGUGCAUCAGUCACUCAAUUAGUUCAUGUCAGCAUUUUUAACAUUUUAUUGGUUAGUCUAUGGAUGUGGGUACGCAGACCCACGAGCCACUGUGGACACUCAUUCUGUUCUUUUUUGUGGCCCCCCCCACCCCCAUCGCUGGUGUAAACUGUGCGAUAUAAGGUCACUGUUAAUCUCGAGGUUUGUUUGAUUAGAAUGUGUCUGAUUUAUGGAGCUGAGGGACCAAAUCGGUAGAUGCUGCACAAACCUUUAACUGGCCUAGAAGAUAUGCUCGGCUUUAACAAGCACCUUGUAGUUGAUCUCAGAACCAGAUCUUGCAUGUUCAUUCUUAAAUGGCCACACUGUAGAGAAAUAUUGAUAUCUAUUCAUAUUUUGUUUAGCUGGCUUAAUAUGUAAUUUUUUAUUCAACACUGCCACUGAAGGAAGCAAAACUGUUAAUGUUUCUUUGAAAAUGUAAUAUGUAUCAAAUAUAAGAUAUAGUUUCAAUAAAUGUAUGCUUCUCUCUUGCUUAGAA
Molecule: messenger RNA, 3886 nt
Organism: Oncorhynchus tshawytscha (Chinook salmon)
Lineage: Eukaryota; Metazoa; Chordata; Actinopteri; Salmoniformes; Salmonidae
Gene: fbxl9
Product: leucine rich repeat containing 29
Exons: 8
Coding region: 653-2602 (649 amino acids)
Biological process (GO): SCF-dependent proteasomal ubiquitin-dependent protein catabolic process
Cellular component (GO): SCF ubiquitin ligase complex
Molecular function (GO): protein binding
Source: RefSeq, a predicted model, not a curated record